AUGAUUCAGGAAAGACUAUGUUAUCUGAAAGGUAAGUUUUUCAUUUGCUUUGUUUUACAUUAUCUUUUAUUUUCUUUGUUAUCUUUUAUAUUAAUGUAAUAUUACUGUUUAGACCGAGUAGCAGAGAUUGUGGAGUACUCAGAACACAUUCAGCUCUUUAACAACCCCCUAUUUUGCGAUUUCAAAGUGAAAUGCUACUCCGAAACCUUCUAUGUAAGUCAAUUUGUCUUGUUUUUUGUUAAUUUAGGUAUGAUUUUGAUUGUAUUUCUUAUGUUCUUUUGCCGUUGGGUGUUUUCCGUUCCUUUAGAUAUUGUUUUUGAUGUAAAAGAAGACUUUUCAAUUACCAUUAGUUUACUUUUUGUUAUUUUAGGUAUCAAAGUGUUGCAUGGCUCAAAAGUCUCCAGUUUUUGCAUCAAUGUUUACAUCGGGAAUGAAAGAAGCUAUAAAUGGUGAACUUGAGUUGCACGAUGAUGUAGAUACAGUAAAAGCCAUGUUAUUAUUUAUUCAUCAUAACAAAAAGGUUAAGGAUAUUGAUCUGGCAAUGAAAGUGAUCCAGUUGGCUCAGCUAUACGACAUUAAGCUUCUACGAGUAUGUUUUUUGAAGUUUUUUAUAUUUUUUUCAAGUUUAAGGACUAGUUUUUAAGGUUUUAUGGUUCUUCAUAGCCUAAUUCUUCUUCAUCACGUUCACAAUAUAUGACACGUGCAUUAGUUUUGUGAUUGGCUAGUCAGUCAAAAACAGCGAAUUCUUGUCUGAAAGCGCGCAGAGAAAAAAAGUCGUUGUUCUCUUCGCGGCGAGAGAGCAUGGUCUCUUCUAUCUUUUCAAACAAGAAAUUCGGAAUUCUUGUCUAAAGCCGUUUUAGACAAUGACGGGCGUUUUCUGCCGAACUAGGUAAUCACAAGACAAAUGCACGUGUCAUAUAUGUUCAUUUUAGGAGCAAUGCGAACUCUUUUUGAUGCAGAACAUUCAGUCGGAUCGUGCAGAAGAGUGUCAAACACUGGCCAAAAGUCUGGACAUGGGUGUUUUGGCUUUCAAAUGUCUUGAAAUCACUUACUCCAACUUUGAAGUAUCGGACAUUAACAUAGAGAAGGACAGCGUAGAUGAUGUGAGAAUGGUAAAGGAGGUGUUUUUCAAAGACAAUGAAAGGAUAGGGAACAUGAGAAAUUUUUCUUUGAAAGGCGCGGAUAGAUUUGUGCUGCAUUUGCAUAAUCAGACCAACUUCAACGUGAAGUUUUGCUGUGGAUUUGAAGGUUUUAACUUCCGAGUUUAUGAGGUUGAAGCGGAGUCUGAUGUGAAGCAUGUUGUUAGAGUAAACAGGCAAAAGAUGAAGUUGGACCCGUCGCAAAAGACGCUGCCAUUUUACGCAAAAGUCUUAUUUCGAAGAGGAGGUCAGUGCGAUUUUUGUAAUUGUUGUUUUUGAUCUACUUACAUUGUUGGAAGUUACUAUUUUAAAUAACUAACAUAUUUUUACAUUUUUUAACGUUCACAAUCUUGUACUGUUGAUACUUGUAAAUAAAUUAUUUUGUAUUGUAACUAUAUUGUUUUUCAUGAAUUGUGGAGCUGUCAUACCUCUUUUCAGUAAUUUUAAAGGUAUGUUAGAGGUGAAAAUAUACGCAGCGAAGCAAUAUAUUAAGGAUGAUAUCAAAAUUUAUUGACCAAUAGAAAAGGGCAACGUCUGAUCCAGGCGCAUUUUGUAAUUUGUGAACGAAUGGGUAGUGCUAAUUGCAUGGGGACUAUGGCAAAUCGGUUGCUCAGCCUACACAGGCUUCCGACUACGACCUGAAGUCUUGAGGAGCACCAUCACGACUCGUUAG
Molecule: messenger RNA, 1812 nt
Organism: Bursaphelenchus okinawaensis
Lineage: Eukaryota; Metazoa; Nematoda; Chromadorea; Rhabditida; Aphelenchoididae
Source: the annotation of a GenBank genome assembly